Messenger RNA from Prunus armeniaca (apricot), 654 nucleotides. Lineage: Eukaryota; Viridiplantae; Streptophyta; Magnoliopsida; Rosales; Rosaceae. The record is from the annotation of a GenBank genome assembly.
AUGGCACUCAAGCUUCAUGGCCUUCCCCUUUCAACAUGCACCGGUCGUGUCUUAACCAUUUUCCAUGAAAAAAGCUUGGAUUUCGAACUCAUCCCUGUCAACCUUCCUGCUGGAGAACACAAGCAGCCUGCUUUCCUCGCCAAAAAUCCCUUUGGACAGAUUCCAGUACUAGAAGAUGGUGAUCUUACUCUUUUUGAGUCUAGAGCUAUCACAGCAUAUGUGGCUGAGAAAUUCAAGGACACUGGUGCCGAUCUGAUCAGGCACAACAACCUGAAAGAGGCUGCAUUAGUGAAGGUCUGGACAGAAGCGGAGUCUCAGAACUUCAACCCUGCAAUCUCUGCCAUUGUCUUCCAACAUUUGGUGGCGCCAAUAUACGGCAUGACACCAGAUCAAGCGGUCAUUGACGCCAACCUCGAGAAGCUUGCGAAAGUGCUGGACGUGUACGAGGCUAGGCUGAGCAGCACCAAGUACUUGGCUGGUGAUUUCUAUAGCCUUGCUGACCUAAACCACCUUCCCUACACUCAUUAUUUCAUGAAGACUCCAUGGGCUUCGUUGGUCAAUGAGCGCCCCCAUGUUAAGGCUUGGUGGGAGGACAUUUCUUCUAGGCCUGCUUUCAAGAAAGUGGCUGAGGCCAUGACCAUGGGACAGAAGUGA